This is a messenger RNA of Zootermopsis nevadensis, 2704 nucleotides long. Its product is annotated as glutamate receptor ionotropic, kainate glr-3. Gene Ontology annotation, molecular function: ligand-gated monoatomic ion channel activity. The record is from RefSeq and is a predicted model, not a curated record. Gene Ontology annotation, cellular component: membrane. NCBI's taxonomy places the organism in Eukaryota, Metazoa, Arthropoda, Insecta, Blattodea, Termopsidae.
UAUCAAUUAUUCUGUCAGAUAUUUGACUCUAGUGCUUGGUUCAUUGAGGCAAAUGCUUAGAUAAAGAAUGUUAAAGUGGAUUACAAAUGUGUCUUUUCUGUUGAAGCAAUUCAUAAAUCAUUCAUGCUUUAAUAUCAUCACAGUACUGGUAUAUAGCAAAUAUGUGACAUUUUGAACAAAACAAACAUAAUAUUAGCACAGAUGCAUUUAUCUUCAGUGUUUAAUCUUCAUUGAACAUAAUGUGUGUAUGUACAGGUGUUUAUCCAUAAUUAAAUCACAUAUGAUAAAAUUCCAACUAGAAAACAGGAAAAAUGAAUUGCUUACUACAUGCUGACUCUAAUAGUCAGAACCAAGUACUUCAUCUGGACAGUAAAAUUUCUUGGAAAGAAAUAUGAAUUUACAGUAGUGGACAACCUGACGUGCAGCUGAUAUACGUGACGUUAAUUGGUUCUUUAAGUUAGAUUGUUUACUCUGAACACCCCUGGAGCUGUUUUCUGUUCCGUUAAUUUACCUUCCAGAAUGUAUAUAGCUCACUUAGUUUCACAUUUCAUACCUUCAUCAAUUAAGAAUUAACAUUAAAGUUCUAAUAGCAGUUUCAAAAUUAGUAACAUUUGGUUCUGGCUAAUGCCAUCAUCAAUGCAUGUACAGUAAUUACACUAACCAUUGUAUAAAAUGUGAGGAUAUAAGAGUAGUUUCUGUCGUAAUGUGUGACUUCACUUGAUAAAAGAUGUGGAAUGGCAAUACUUCAGUAUAUCACAAGAGCAUACAAAACAAAACGUGCCUAGCUGGAAAGACCGUUAACAUGAUGUCAUUUGAAGUAAAUGUAGUGAGGGUUAUGUGCCCUCACUAUUUCAUCUUAAUUACAUACAAUUUUAAUGAAUAAAUAUAAUCUGAUGUAAAAUUUUCGUCCAAUAGCUGAUGGUAAAAUCCAAGGGGUGGGGGCUGAAGGAUUUGAUUUGAGAAUGAAGCAGAGUUCUGAACAGUGGUGUACUCUACUGAAUUUCCAUUCCUUCUGGAGAUCUAGAUUUUAAAUAUAUUCCAGUCCUGUUCUUUAUAAAGCUCUUGAGUUCUUAAGAAUAGAGAAUGUACUAAUUAGCUGAAUAACUAUCACCAACUUAUGAAAACAUUUAGGUGUUUAGGAUAAACAUUGUUUAAAUAGUGUUUCACAGUUUUGGGGUACUUAGUUGCUGAUGCUUAGGUUGAUUAAGAUUUUGACAUUUUGUGAGAAUGUAGUAGUGUUUUCAACAAGUGCCAAACCUGACGUACGGAAAUAUGUGGUAAAAUUUUAUAUUUCUCAUCAAAAUGUAGCAGAGUGUCUGAAAAUAUAUUUUAAUGUUACAGAUAGGCGAAGCUGUGUUCUUCCAGUCUGGAGGAAGAGAGAUCAAUGGUUAUAUUGGUGACAUAUGGGAGACCAUGGCAGAAGUUCUGAAUUUCUCGCUCAAUGUGAAUGAUGUUUCAAACCUGAGUUUGGGUUUACAUCAGGCAAAUGACAAUUUGACUAGCCUUCUGAGUGAGCUCCAGCACAAACAUUUGCAUGUGAUACCACACUUGCUCAUGGACAACAGCAGAAGAAAUAUCGCAGACUUCAGUCAACCAUUUGCCAUGUUAGGAGUCCAGCUAGUGGUUAAGAGUAAAGCGGUAUCACAUUUCUCUUGGCUGUGGCCCAUUACACCAUUCUCUGUGACAUUGUGGCAGGCACUUGUCACAUUUCUCGUCUCAGUCACCAUCGCUGUCCACCUUAGUCUCUGGACAGCCAACAAACUGUUCCCUCAGGGCAAGCAGCCUCAACCUGACUUCUGUGAAAACUUCCUGCAUAUCUAUGGCUUCUUCUGCUAUCAAGGUUCUGCGUCACACAGUUGUCUGAUUUCCAUUCAAAUAAUGAUGCUGUGCUCCUCACUUCUGGCAUACAUAUUGAUUCAAGCUUAUGGGGCUACUCUAGUAUCGCAUAUAGCUACUGUGAUCAGCUGGGAGCCUCCAUUCCACAACCUUGAAGGCCUAUUACAGUCCCAGUAUUCUUUGGCUGUACUCAAUGGAUCUGAUAUACAUUCUGAACUUAAGAAAUCCAAGGGAAAUGUGUAUGAAGCUGUGUGGAAGAAUGCAGUUAAGAUGGUGAACAGUGACCAACAAGCAUUUCAUGAAGUCUGCUCUGGCCAUGUCGCAUCCUUUGUGACCUCUGAGGUCACCACUGUUAACAGUGAUUGUAAAGUAAUAUCAGUCACUGAUCUUCACUUCUCAUCCUGGAUUAGCAGUGGUCUUGUCAAAGGCUUCCCAUGCAAAUGCCUCAUUGAUGUCAUAAUCUUGCGUCUGCGUGAGAGUGGAAUUUUGAAUGUACUCCAGAUUCGACACCCAUUACACUUUUGGAAACGACAAGAAAAUCAACAUCAUCCAUCUACUAGGUUUGAUGGCAGCGUUCAACUUCUUCAGGUUGCUCCUAUUCUCAGUUUAUAUGUUGCUGGUAUCAUUUUGGCAUUCUUGGUGUUGAUGCUGGAGAGGGCUGUAGCAACUCUCGCCUAAGCGUAUUCUCACAACCUUGUGUCCUCUAGAGUAGCAGUAUGCACAGACCAUAUGGAGGUCACUGCAGUCCAGUUUGAAGUUUAGACAAUGUAAAUUAUGCUAUAUAUAAUUAAUGUUCCAUUUAAUAAAACUAGAAACUGGAUUCAUGUAUGCUGGUAUUUUGACGCUAAUUAUAAUUAAGAUGCAGACA